Messenger RNA from Nanorana parkeri, 1841 nucleotides. RefSeq names its product ribonucleoprotein, PTB binding 2 (gene RAVER2). Gene Ontology annotation, molecular function: RNA binding. The transcript is spliced from 12 exons. The record is from RefSeq and is a predicted model, not a curated record. Lineage: Eukaryota; Metazoa; Chordata; Amphibia; Anura; Dicroglossidae. Gene Ontology annotation, cellular component: ribonucleoprotein complex. Bases 60 to 1841 code for a protein of 593 amino acids.
UGGGCGGGGCCUCAGCCUCUCAGCACACACCGCACUCCCACCGAACCAGCCGCAGCAAAAUGGCGGCGCUGGGCACCGAGCUACUCCUGUGCUCUCCCGCGGGACUGGGGGGAUACGGGCCCCCUGGGGUGCCGAUAAUGGAGCCCGGGGAGAUGACGAGGCGGUUGGAGGAGACGCGCCGGGAGCUGGAGAACCGGAGGAAGAUCCUCAUCAAGAACCUACCGGCCGACUGCUGUAGCCAGGACAUCCAUGAGCUAUUAAAGGACUACGAGAUCAAAUAUUGCUACGUGGAUAAGAAUAAAAAGACAGCCUUCAUCACUCUGUCAAACGGAGAGCAAGCACAAGAUGCGAUUAACAAAUUCCACAAAUGCCACCUCCGGGACAAGGAGAUUCAGGUCCAGCUGCAGCCGACGGACGCUUUGUUAUGCGUGACCAACCUUCCUCCGUUAUUCAGCAAGCAGGAGUUCGAAGAACUGGUCCGGGCGUACGGAAACAUCGAACGCUGUCUCCUCGUCUACAGCGAGCUCACUGGCCUCUCCAAGGGCUACGGCUUUGUAGAGUACAUGAAGAAAGACUGCGCCUCAAAGGCCCGCCUGGAAUUGCUGGGCAAGCAGCUGGAAGAAUUUACCCUUUUUGCCCAGUGGGUGGACGUCAAUCAGCUGACGGCGGAUUUUAUUCACUCAAAGUGCCUGUGUGUUGACAAGCUUCCCAAGGACUACAGCAAUAGUGAUGAGCUGACGCAGAUAUUUUCCUCUCUGCACAAGCCGUUGUUCUGCCAGCUGGCAGAGGAUGAAGAUGGUUACUCUGGUGGUUUUGCGUUGGUUGAAUAUGAAUCUGCAAGGCAGGCGGAAGAGAUGAGAGACUCCAUGGAUGGAAUAACUGUGAAGGGAAGCAGAAUUCAGGUGUCUUACUGCGCACCAGGUUCCCCAGGUCGGAGCAUUCUAGCCACACUCAUGGCAGCGCAGGGCAUGCUGCAGAACAAUAGGAAAGGGUUGCUUCCAGAGCCAAACCCAAUGCAAAUCAUGCAGAGCCUCAAUAAUCCAGCGAUGCUACAGAUGCUUUUUCAGCCUCCGCACCGUGGAAGGUCAGGAAAGCACGGGUCUUCCGGGCGUCCGCACUUUAAUGCAACUGUCAGCCAAGCUCUGUUACAGCUCCACAAACAUAAUCAGAAACCAGGUCUGGCAGGCAACCUUCUUCUUCAGAACUACUCCCAUCUACAGGGGGCCCAUCAGCAGCUUCUCCAGCUGAAGGGCGCACAGUCCAACAACAGUAAACCCGGCCUGCUGGGAGAAGCUCCGGUCUCCAUCUUACAGUCCACCAUGGGGACAUCGCAGACGGGAUCAGUGGAGGCCUCGCAAAAAAACUUGAUGCCAUACCUGCAUAAUCAGCAGUUGAGUGCUUCACUCUCCCAGCUUGCCCAAGACCAGCAGUCUGCCCUGGCACUGACGGACGGGUCCCUGCUGAGCGGGCAAUCACAGGCCGGCACCACAGACACAUUGCACACGAACAAGCCGAGUAACCAGACAUCGCUCUUGGGGGAGCCACCGAAAGACUUCCGGCUCAGCACGAACCCUUACUUGAAUCUGGCAAGCGUGUUGCCUGGCAUGUCAGCUCGGGGGCUCCAGGCUCAUGCAGUGGAUGGCUUAUUGUGUCAGGACUCCGCAGGACAGUCGGGAUUAGAGAACUAUUUCUCCUACAGCCAGCAAUACGGAGAUUACUCUCAGGAGGCUAUUCAGCAGUGGUAUGACCAAUAUUCAGGAUACAGCAGUGCCCAGACAGAUGUACCUGGGGAUGGCAGUCAGGUGAGCAGGAUUACAACUUGCAGUUACAGUUCUGGAUGA